Ricinus communis (castor bean) is the source of this 1731-nucleotide messenger RNA. Its product is annotated as ethylene-responsive transcription factor ERF110. The record is from RefSeq and is a predicted model, not a curated record. The transcript has 2 exons. Gene Ontology annotation, biological process: regulation of DNA-templated transcription; ethylene-activated signaling pathway. The coding region runs from base 330 to 1451 and encodes 373 amino acids. Gene Ontology annotation, molecular function: DNA binding; DNA-binding transcription factor activity. NCBI's taxonomy places the organism in Eukaryota, Viridiplantae, Streptophyta, Magnoliopsida, Malpighiales, Euphorbiaceae.
UCCUCCUCCUAUGGCCAACUUGAUAUAAAAGAGAGAAACUUCAAGUUUCGUUUAGAACCUUCUCUUUUGUUUCUUUUACAGCAACUACAAGAAAAACAAAUUGCUUCAGCUUGAAGAUUUAGAGUUGCAGAACCGCCUCUGUUUCUUUAUUUGUUUCUUGGUUGUGCAGUCCUUGUAUGUCAAUUUUCAGUCGGCGUUUACAGCCCUAUAUAACACUCUCUUUCAGCCAUUCUUAAAGGGUUCUUGAAAGUUUCUUUCCGUGUAAUAAUAGGACUUCUUGAUUCUUGAAAGGACCCUUUUUUCUUUUUCUUCUUCUUGUUCUUUGUUUGAUGCACAUGUGCUAUCUAAAGGUGGCGAAUCGAAAAGAGAAAGUUACUAAUAGUAGAGAAGAUAAUGGCGGUGGUGUUGAAGAAUGGCUCUAUCAGCAGCCAUUGAUGACGAUUUCUGGUUUGAGUAGGGAGAGAGAGAUGUCAGCUAUGGUUACUGCUUUGACUCAUGUGAUUAAUGGAGAUGUGCCACCAGCUCAUGAUUCUGAUAAUUCUUUUUUAACAUUAUCAAACGAAGGUAAUUGUUCAAGUUCUUCAAGUGCUGGAGCAAAACGAGGAAGAGAAGAUGAUGGUUAUGAAGAGUUCACUAAGCUUUCUAAGCAGUCAUUUCUUGAUGAGUUUUCACAUGCUACAGAGAAUUCGAACAUUGCUACAAGUACCAUGAUCCCACCAACACACACCACAUUUACUCCUAUUUAUGAGCAUAACGAGUCGACAAACAGAGAAGAGCCAACAAGAAAAUAUAGAGGAGUAAGGCAAAGGCCAUGGGGCAAGUGGGCAGCUGAAAUAAGAGAUCCUUUUAAAGCAGCUAGAGUUUGGUUAGGCACUUUUGACACAGCUGAGGCAGCAGCAAGAGCUUAUGAUGAAGCCGCCCUUAGAUUCAGAGGCAGCAAAGCCAAGUUAAAUUUCCCUGAAAAUGUGAAGCUCCGGCCAUCUCCUUCCAGUCCGAUGACAACCCAGUUGAUCAUUUCUGAUUCUUCAAAUACCCUUUUGUCCGAUCCUACUUCUGCUGAGCCAACACUUGCUUCCCAAUCUAAUCAUCCUUUUCACCAUAUGCAAAAUCCAGCAGAGACCUCGAGCAACUUCGUAAAUAAUCCUGAAUUGGUUUUAGGUGCUGGUGGUGGCUAUAAUCAAAGGCAAUCCAUGAGUCUAUAUGACCAAAUGCUUUUUUCAUCUGCAUCGUCAACUUCAACAUCGUCUCAUUUUCACUCUCCUACAACCACAUUUGCUGCUUCUACCUUUUCUUCAUCUCCGCCACCUUUCCACCCUCUGCUUUUUCCAUCACCACCUUCUGUUAAUUUCAGCACUGUCGCCAGUCAGAGUGGCGCUGGCAGUGGUGGUAGUGGUGGUGCAAAUGUCUUAACUCCACCAUGGUCGGAUUGCAGUGGUGAUACUUCUCGAUAAUUUAGACAUUUGUGGUUACUUCACAUAUACAUUUUUUUUUGUGAAAGUAGAUUAGGACAUAUAGCAUUAUAUUGUUGGUGUCAUAUUUUUUUUUUUUUGUUACGAGGAUAGAAAUUUAGUUCUUCCUUUUUAUUUAUAUUUUUCAACAUAUAGAGGAGGCAACAGCCUAAACAAACAUUACACAGGAAACAUUCUUGGAAAAGAAACGUCUACACUACUCUCCUUGAGAUCAUUGAUACUGGCAGGAGGUUGUUAAUUCCAAAUAUUAUUUAUCCUGACA